UUUUUGAGCACUGGAAUCCAUAUUUUGACCAUGAGUCGGCCGAGUGCACUUGCUGCCGUGUUCCAGCCAGUCCACGCCGAGAAGCUGAAUGCGUUCCUCCGCACAUCCCGAUCUGCAGCUUUAUCCAACACAUUCAAGCAACUUCAUGUGGUCAUCGGGAAUGAAGCCUGCGAUGCGGACUCGAUGGUAAGUAGUCUGGUGCAUGCGUUCUUUCGUGGCCAAGCAAGGGGAAUCUCCAAUACCCCCUCGUCAACAGUCUUCUUGCCAGUGAUGAGCGUCGACCGCGACCAGUUCCGUCUACGCUGUGAGACCAAGGCCCUCUUCGACGCCGCCCACAUUGACGUCGAUGCCCUGGUGUUCCAAAACGAAAUCGACCUAUCCGCCAUCCACGCCGCUCGGCAAUUGACGUUGACAUUAACCGACCACAACAAACUCAAGCGUGGCUAUGCGUCCCUAAGCUCAGCCGUCACCGACAUCAUCGAUCACCACGAAGACCUCGGUAGCCACGACCAUGUGACCGGUGUCCGUCGACGCAUUGCGUUCGAGAAGACCGACCACGGGGGGAACGUCUUAGCGGGCUCGUGCUGCACUCUGAUCGCAGAAGAAAUCUUAGCCCAAUCGUCGUCGCCAAUUCCGCCGUUGGACGCGACGUUGCUCUUGGCGGUGAUUCUAUUGGACAACUUGAACAUGGACCCGAAGAUGAAGAAAGGCACCCCGCGGGACUUUGCAAUGGUGGAUGCUCUGCUGUCGCAUGCGUUGGUGCCACGGCUUCCGCUGUACGAGUGGAUCGUGUUUGAAAAGUUCAACCCUGCCAACUGGACAGCGUUCUCGUUUGCAAACUGCCUCCAGUACGACUACAAGCAGUUUGAAUCCCACGGCGUCUCAUACGGGUGCAGCUCCAUUUUGGUGGAUCUGGCUACGUUUUGGGCUAUCGGUGGGGGGGAUGUGGUGGUGCAGCUAGAGCAGCAUCGACAAGUGCUAGACUUGGCGUUUGUCGUCGUACAGUCGAUGAUUCAGUCCGGGCCCCGGCGCCAGCUGCUCGUGUAUGCAAAGGACCCGAAGUUGCAGUUGGCGCUCAAGACGUAUCUGGACAACGUGGCUGUGCUCGACCUCGCCCCUCUGGACGUGCAUCCUGCAGUGAUCACGUACGACCAACACAACGUUGCAUUGUCCCGCAAACAACUCGUGCCGCUGCUGGACACGUUCCUCAAGCAACUUGCCUCUCAAUUGUAGUGCGAUUCGAUCACGUGUUGGGAUGAUGUCGGAUACAGUGAUACAGUGGUGGUGGUGAUAUGUGGCUAUAGGUUUGGACUAGCUUGCUCUAACGUUACACUGAAUUCAUGACUCCUAUGCUUGGGUUACAACUAUAGUCCUAUUAGUACUACUAGC
This is a messenger RNA of Aphanomyces astaci, 1389 nucleotides long. RefSeq lists its product as hypothetical. The transcript is spliced from 2 exons. The record is from RefSeq and is a predicted model, not a curated record. Lineage: Eukaryota; Oomycota; Saprolegniomycetes; Saprolegniales; Verrucalvaceae. The coding region runs from base 31 to 1233 and encodes 400 amino acids. Gene Ontology annotation, molecular function: exopolyphosphatase activity. Gene Ontology annotation, cellular component: cytoplasm.